AUGUCUCGUAUCCUGAUAUUUUCUUUGGCGCUUUUGAUGGAAUAUUUCGGUUUACAGUUGGUCUGCAACAUAUUAAACCGACUUGCCAGUUCUCGAGUCUUUCUCUGGUUGUCCGAGGCUGAAUUGCCGGACUUUCAGGCCGUCACUAUUUUUCCUCUCCUGACGGCCACUGCUGGUCUCCUAAUCCGCCUUAUGCUUCGGCCACCAGGCCCUAUUUCCUCCUUCACCUCUUCCAAAACCUCUACUAUUCCACUCACCACUAGCAAUGUCAUCGCCAUUAGUUUGCCCGGGACUGGUUGUACCUCCUAUUUGGCAGGUUCGGAUCUGACAUCUAUUGUCCCUUCUAGUUCUCUGGGAGGUGGUCGGCUAGCAGAAUCAAAUAAGCCAGUAAAACAGACGCAGGCAAAUCAAACCAGUCAGGAGAAUAUGGCCCAACUCCUGGUCGGUCAACUUAGCUUUGAUAUGGACAGUUUUCAUCUAUUAUUCGGCCUAAAGGGCGAUGCUUGUUCCUCUUCUCCGGAUACAGCUGUUGCCACCACUACAAAGUCCGACUAUAAAGCUUCCAGUCUUGCCACCACCAGCAGCAAAAUUUUGACUUCAUCUGCUUGCAAUACUUUGGCUGGAGUUUUCACUUUAGCAAAAUGUAGGCCAGCUGUUUUGAGUAUUGUUAGUCUUUUCCCCUCGAGCUCUCAUCUUAAAAAUCGUUUUUUUGCAUAA
This is a messenger RNA of Protopolystoma xenopodis, 717 nucleotides long. The record is from the annotation of a GenBank genome assembly. Lineage: Eukaryota; Metazoa; Platyhelminthes; Monogenea; Polystomatidea; Polystomatidae.